This is a messenger RNA of Xenia sp. Carnegie-2017, 1246 nucleotides long. RefSeq names its product CCR4-NOT transcription complex subunit 9-like. The coding region runs from base 125 to 1042 and encodes 305 amino acids. The transcript is spliced from 10 exons. Gene Ontology annotation, biological process: negative regulation of translation; mRNA catabolic process. The record is from RefSeq and is a predicted model, not a curated record. NCBI's taxonomy places the organism in Eukaryota, Metazoa, Cnidaria, Anthozoa, Malacalcyonacea, Xeniidae. Gene Ontology annotation, cellular component: CCR4-NOT complex; P-body; CCR4-NOT core complex.
AUUGCAUUUUUCGAGCCCGCGCUUUUUCCGCUGAAAUCAUCUAAAAUUGACUUGUAAAAUUUCCUCGAUGAAUUUCUUCCCAGAAGAAGUAUUUUUUUGGUUGAAUUAAUGGUUUGUUUUGGAAAUGAUGCAUCAAAUGGGAUCUCAGCCGCGGCCUUUCUCCCAUCAUACGCAAGUAACACCGUUGUCUGAUGGCGAGAGGGAGAAAAUUUAUUCUUGGAUUAUUGAGCUUUCCAAUGCAGAAACACGAGAACAUGCUUUAUUGGAGCUAAGUAAAAAACGUGAAGUUGUUCAAGAUUUAGCACCAAUGUUGUGGCAUUCAUUUGGAACAAUUUCUGCUCUACUGCAGGAGAUUGUAAAUAUUUAUCCAGUUAUUAAUCCACCAAAUUUAACUGCUCAUCAAUCAAAUCGAGUUUGCAAUGCUCUUGCAUUACUGCAAUGUGUUGCAUCACAUCCUGAAACUAGGACAUCUUUCUUACAAGCACACAUUCCGCUGUUUUUGUAUCCCUUCCUACACACAACAAGCAAGACAAGACCAUUUGAGUAUCUUCGACUUACAAGUUUGGGAGUUGUUGGUGCUUUAGUGAAAACAGAUGAACCUGAAGUGAUUAAUUUUCUUCUAACAACAGAAAUUAUUCCAUUAUGUUUGAGAAUUAUGGAGUCUGGCAGUGAAUUAUCCAAAACAGUCGCAACUUUUAUUCUUCAGAAAAUAUUACUUGAUGAAACAGGUUUAUCUUACAUAUGCCAAACUUAUGAACGAUUUUCUCAUGUGGCAAUGAUAUUGGGUAAAAUGGUUCUAGCUUUGGCAAAAGACCAAUCUGCAAGGCUUCUGAAGCAUGUCGUUCGAUGUUAUUUGAGAUUGUCAGACAACCCAAGAGCAAGAGAAGCAUUACGUCAAUGUCUUCCUGAUCAACUGAAAGAUGCAACAUUUUCAAACUGUCUUAAAGACGAUGCGUCAACAAAACGAUGGUUAAGUCAACUAAUGAAGAAUUUACUUGAGCUACCAGCUACUGAUGCUAGGGGAAUUCCUUUGCCUCCUUGAGUUAAAACAUAUCUUAUUAAUAAUUUCGCCCACUUGUAGAUUUGAUAAUGGACAUAUUUUGAUAGAAUUUGUAAAAUAUGUAUUUUGAGGCUUUGCAUUUUUUGUGGUGUUAAAAACAAUCGCAAAAUAAAUUACACAAUACAUAAAGAAUGGGUUGUUAUCUAGGUAUAUAAAGUUUGAAUCCUAUUCAGAAUAUGACUUUGA